AGUAUUAUGAAUUAAAUGACAAUUACGUGAAUAGCGCGGAUGUUUUUUCCAAAUCGAUAGAGAAAGAUUGUAAAAUUCCACAAAUUUCUGCAUUGGCUUCACAUCGUUUGAUGUUGUAUUCGAUGUGUUUAUAUGUUUCAG
Molecule: messenger RNA, 141 nt
Organism: Racocetra fulgida
Lineage: Eukaryota; Fungi; Glomeromycota; Glomeromycetes; Diversisporales; Gigasporaceae
Source: the annotation of a GenBank genome assembly